AUGUCCUCCUAUCGGCUCGGCCUCCGCCCCCGCCCCCUGGUGGCCUGGAGAGACAUGACAGCACACAAUGUGGAUUGUUUAGUGUUUCAUCUGGAAUAUAUUCACUGUUCCUGGAAUGAGAACCGGACUCCAGAGGUCAAUUACACCUUCUAUAGCUGGUUCAACAAACCACCCAGAGAGUGCCCCAGCUAUCUUUCAGAGAACAGCAUAAACACUGGAUGCAAACAGCCCUAUUUACAAAAAGAAGCUGAAAGGUUCAACAACUUUUACACCAAACUGGGAAACGACAGUAAUGAAACGACGCAUCGUCUCAAAGAAAAAGUCAAGUUCAAUCCUCCCACCAACGUGACUGUCCAGUAUGGAUUGGACUCGAACCUGUGGCUCAACUGGACCCAGAUUUCUCAUGGGAAAGUGGAGAGUCAAGUUCGCUACAGGAUCAACAACAAGCCGUGGAUGGUAGGCAUUUUUAAUGCUGGGAUUCAGAAUUACUGCAUCAACUUGCCCUCCAGCGCCUUGUAUGAGCUGCAGGUGCAGAGCAAAUUACACAAUACAUAUGGAGGCGGUAAAGAAUCUCUCUGGAGCGACUGGAGUGAGCCUGUGUUCUGGGCCUCCAAAAACAGCAGCACAGACAGCUCGAUGUCUGUGUGGACUCCAGUGCUGUAUGGGUUGGGUGCUUUCAUCCUCAUCCUACUGGUCAUGAUGUUGCUACACCAUGAAAGAAUCAGAAUCAUCUUCAUCCCUGUGGUUCCCAAGCCAUCCCCAAAGCUUCAUAAUGUCGAGGAUUGGUUUCAGUUCCCCAACGGCCUGAAAGAGAGUUUUAAGUACAAUGAGCGUCCCUGUCCUGUCCGUGAGUACUGCCAUGUCCCUGAGUCUGACAGCGAGAGCUCUGACUGCUCCACCUGCUCCGGCACCACCGACAAAACCGACUGCUCCGUCUCCAUCCCUGUGAACGAAUCUGACCUGCCUACUUCCUGUUCCUCUUCCACCUCCACAGUCUCACCUGAGGAGGAGAAGCAGGAUUCUGUUUAGGAGGCAUGUCAGUCAGGGUUGGGUUUCUGAAAACUUUAUAAUUCAGAUUGUAUUUUACUGACACAUCUCCUCAAAAUGGAUACAAAAGGUUCCCUGUAUGAGGAGAAAUCAGUUUGAAACCCUUAGAAACAAUUGGCUCAAUUAAAAUUGUCCAUGUUUAAGAAAACCUACAACCUGAUGCAGUAGUUACAGGUCAAAAGAACAUCAUAAAAUCCCUUUUUAGUUUGUUUACAACAAAUUACAAACUCUGAAUCACUUCAUUGAUAUGUUACUUUUUUAUUAGUGACAUACAGUAAGUUUCUCUUUAAAAUAUGCUUCUGGCAAAGUACCACUUUGAGGUGCCAAUGUUUACUGUACUGCAAAGUUUUCUCUUUCUCUAUCAGUGGUCUGUAUGCUCUACCCCAGGAGAACAGAUUGAAGUUCCUAUUCCAAAUCAGAAAAAAGGACAUUUAAACUUCCACUUCCUCUCAUACCUUACAACCACUGAUUAAAGCAUGGCUGUCAGUUGAAAAACAAAAAAGUCCUUUGCACCUAUUAGUUGUUCCUUAAGCAUAGUAUUUAUUUUUGAGAGACAAAUAUUUGUACACAACUGAGUUUCAUCAUCAAUCAAUCAAUGUUUAUUUAUAUAGCCCAAUAUCACAAAUGUUACAUUUGUCUCAGUGGACUUCACAGUUUG
Messenger RNA from Trematomus bernacchii (emerald rockcod), 1705 nucleotides. Its product is annotated as cytokine receptor common subunit gamma-like. Gene Ontology annotation, biological process: cytokine-mediated signaling pathway. Gene Ontology annotation, cellular component: external side of plasma membrane. The record is from RefSeq and is a predicted model, not a curated record. The coding region runs from base 1 to 1029 and encodes 342 amino acids. Gene Ontology annotation, molecular function: protein binding; cytokine receptor activity. NCBI's taxonomy places the organism in Eukaryota, Metazoa, Chordata, Actinopteri, Perciformes, Nototheniidae. The transcript has 8 exons.